UCGAGAUCAAAAUAGACAAAAUGGCAGAUCCAAACACUGGAGAACACGUGAAGACUCCAAAACACAAACUAACUCUGCACGAACGUGAUCAAGAAAGGCGAUUGAUUGUAAUAUUGGAAAAUGCUUCAUUAGAGACAGCAAAGGUUGGAAAACAGUAUGAACUGCUUAAUUGUGAUAAACAUAGGAGUAUCAUGAAGAGAUUUAAAAAAGAUCCAUCAACAUGUAGACCAGAUAUCACUCACCAGUGCUUAUUAAUGCUUAUGGAUAGUCCUCUAAACAGAGCUGGUUUAUUACAAGUUUAUAUCCGCACAGAAAAACAUGUGUUGAUAGAGGUCAACCCUCAGACCAGGAUACCUAGGACCUUUGAUCGGUUUUGUGGACUUAUGGUUCAACUUUUACAUAAACUCAGCAUCCAUGCAUCAGAUGGCCCACAGAAGCUUCUGAAAGUUAUAAAAAAUCCUGUGAUAGACCAUCUUCCCACUGGCUGUGAAAAGAUAAAGAUGUCCUUCAAUGCAGACAAAAUUGUUGAUGCGGAGGAUUUGGUCCCCGAUAAUAAACCUGUUGUGUUUGUUAUUGGUGCUAUGGCUCAUGGAAGUGUAAAUGUUGACUAUACUGAGAAGGAAUUUUCUAUAUGCAGUUACCCCUUGUCUGCAGCUUUAACUUGUGCAAAAGUGUGUACUGCAUUUGAAAAGAAAUGGGGAGUGAAAUAGUGCCACUGCUGUUACUUUGUAGACCAUCACAUAAUGUGCAGGAAUUUGACUCAAGAUGGCUGGUGUGAACUGUAAACCAUUAUCAAUAAGACCAAUUUGUUUAGUUAUGUAUAAGGCAAAAACCUGAGACUUGUCAAAUUUUAGUCUGGGUAUUUGUCUGAAUACAAAUUGCUUUACAAUUUUUAAGACAUAAGGUGUGUGCUGCACUUUUAUAAGAGAAAAUCCUUGGAAUUUCAACGAUGUACCCUUUAUCACCAAGGGAUAUCUUGUCCAAAACUGUUGAGAAAAUUUGAUCUAUAGAACUUUUUGAAUCAUUCAAUUUCUUUUUUUAUUAUUUUACUGUUGUUGCUAGCUGAUAAAAUGUGGAAUGUUGAAAUUUCCAGUAAAAUUAUUUUUGCCACA
Molecule: messenger RNA, 1112 nt
Organism: Lingula anatina
Lineage: Eukaryota; Metazoa; Brachiopoda; Lingulata; Lingulida; Lingulidae
Product: ribosomal RNA small subunit methyltransferase NEP1
Biological process (GO): rRNA base methylation
Cellular component (GO): small-subunit processome; nucleus
Molecular function (GO): rRNA (pseudouridine) methyltransferase activity; rRNA binding
Source: RefSeq, a predicted model, not a curated record